Rubroshorea leprosula is the source of this 1218-nucleotide messenger RNA. The record is from the annotation of a GenBank genome assembly. Lineage: Eukaryota; Viridiplantae; Streptophyta; Magnoliopsida; Malvales; Dipterocarpaceae.
UGGUUUCUCGAUCUUUCAUUUCUACUUUGAAUCGAUCCUUUCUAGGAAGUUUCUCCAAUUUCAGGUUUUCAGCGACACGAAUCGAUUCAUUUCGUGUACUAAAUCACCAGGUGACAGCGAAUUUGUCUUCCCAGAGACGGAAUGCAAAGCCAAAGCGACUACUUAAAUUAGCAAAAUUUCUUACACAACAAUACUGACAACUUUGAUUUCAAGCCCAACGGUGUGUUUUUGGAGAAAUUCAUUUUUUUUUUUAAAAGAUCAGCUUUAACUUUUUCAUUGUCCAAAAUUUAUUUCCAUCGAGACUCAUUUUCUAAAGGGUUUCCCAACAUUGUAACAUCAUUGAACUAGUAGUAUAAUAAUUAAAUAUAGGAGUAAUCUUCAUUUUUGAUUAGGCAUAGUUCUAUUUUUAGAUCUAACUAGUUUUGGAAUAUAUUUUUUCUUUAGCUUUGAAGAAUAAUUGAUUAGCAAGCUAAAAUGGAAGAGUGGUUUCUACUAUACUGAGAAAUUUGAAAUCAGUGAGUGUAUUGACCCGAUGCCCUGAGAUUGAACUUUUGCAAGGCAGAUAAUCCCUUUUAUCUUUGUUAAAGGUAAAGGAGUGAUUAUUUUCUGUGCCCUUCAAUUAACAGUUAAGUACUUCAAUUAAUGUUCAACUAAAUUUGAUCAUGAGUUGGAUCCAUAGGAGAGAUGGGGACAUUUCCAUAGCACACCAACUGGAAAAGAUUCGUGUUCCUUUUGACUUUUAUUGGUUUUUCUGUUAUUCUUUGCAUAAUACUACAUUCUUAGACCCUGUUUCAUCUUCUCUCAGGUAUGUACAGACCUGAUUUGUCUUCUUCUCAAGAUAGAUGAUCUGUCACGGUUAAAAACAUACUUGAGAAGCACAGGACAGUUUGCAAUUUUUGCUAAUUAUAUUGAUUAAGAGACUGCUAAUACAGGAUUGCUGUUUUGAAAGUAUCCAAUACUCCAAAUAUGGCCAAGUGAUGGACCUCUUGUUAUCACAAAUACAGGGGCAACUCUGAGUUCCUUCCACUUCAGUUAUGGCUAAAUGGACGGGCAUGGGAAAUUAAGAGAUUUAAUUUUUCCUUAGGAAUGACUCUUUAUUUUGAAUGUGAACUUUUUUACUUUGCAGGUAGAAUGUAGGGAGAUUAAUAAAUGUAUUUAGAAUGCAAUUUUGAAUGAGAUACUUGGCUGAUAUGAGAUUAAUGAAUAUUUGUUUAUCUU